AUCUCCCCCAGGUCGCGCAAGAUGACUACCUCCCGGCGCUGCUGUCAAUCGGUCAUUCGCUGCAGUACAACUGCCAGUGGAUGCGCCAAUGGAUCAAGACGAGCUUUCUCACGCGUCGCGCCGCAGCAAAAGGACGCUCUACCGGAAUACUACGAAAGUUCCUCGCCCGAGCUUGACGCCGUCCUCACCAAGAUCAACUCCAAGAUUCUAUUUCCGCAGCACCUGAACCAUGAGCAACGGCUACUGGUCUACAAGAAAAAGAACAUCCCACGGCUCACGAACGAGCCUCUAUUCGCACAAAUAGGGUCCGUCGAUCAGCAGCUUGAGCCCCUAGAUGUCAGGAAAGAUGUGCCAAAUCAAUGGGAAAUGAUCAAGCAGGCCGUGGAGCUCUCCAAGGAACAGGACGACUGGGAGAACCUGGUGAAGAUGCUGGAGGGUUUCCACAGAGCCGGGAUCGACGUCAAGACCAGCCGUAUGCUGAAGAUAAUACGGCGUGCCAAUGAGGCGGGUAUGCAGCAUAUUGUGCUCUCCGCUCUGCAGCAGGCCGAGCACACAGGCGUUUCUCUGCGGAGGCCCGCCAUCCUGGAGGCUGUUCUGGGGAGCAUACACGAGAAAGCCUCGUCCUCGGGCUUCGAUUCUGCAAGCACGAAGAAGGCCCUCUCGCUCGCCGAGCAAGUCAUCGAGUUGUUGGAACUACCUGCUCACAAAUCCAAAGGCAGGAUGGAGUUCGGAGACCCACGAGCAAGUCCUUUGGUAAUUUCAGUCCCGCUGGAACUCGCAGCAUCGCGAGUGGCAUUCCAUCCUGACGGGAAAGACGAGGAUGGCAAGGUUGCCACAUACGCUGCUCGAUUAAUGGCGGCCUUUAAGCAAGAAGGCUACUCCGAGAAGAUACACCCCGGCUUGUUGGCGAAAGAGCUUCCAAACGUUGAGGAGUUCAGCAAACUUCCUAAAAACAAAGCUGCAAGAAGGGAGCGUCGGUAUGUGAUCGGUCACAAGAUCGUUCAAUGGAUUCCUGUAUGGAACGCCUUAAAACAAUCUUCCGCUGUCCUGGGUAAAGACAUGCCAGAUUUAGAAUUGGCGAAGACGAUAAUGGGGAUGAUCGAGGAGAGGCUGAAAGGAUCCGCUGAGGUGAUUCGCAAGUACUCCGACGCGCCGGAACCAGAAAAAACCCCUUCUCUGGUGAGAAUGAAAGAGGUUGACCUUUAGUAUGGGAAACUAGGUGUGUAUAUAACUGUAAAAUAUGACAUUAAAAGAUGAAUUACCUGGUGCCAGUCCUUAUGCGCAUCAUGGUCCAUGUCUCGGUUUCCUAAUUAGUCCC
Messenger RNA from Mytilinidion resinicola, 1318 nucleotides. RefSeq lists its product as uncharacterized. NCBI's taxonomy places the organism in Eukaryota, Fungi, Ascomycota, Dothideomycetes, Mytilinidiales, Mytilinidiaceae. The coding region runs from base 22 to 1206 and encodes 394 amino acids. The record is from RefSeq and is a predicted model, not a curated record. The transcript is spliced from 3 exons.